AUUUGUUUGGAAUCGUCCCUUUUCUUCCUAUUACAUAGCGAACCAUGAAGUUCUUAGCAGUACUGUUGCUGAUCGGGUUUGUAGCCGCAGCCUCAGCAGAUGAUUUUACUCACUUCUUUACCGAUUCCUCUGAUGACGUGGCGGACAAACUUCAGGAAAUGCGAAAGCUUCAGAAAGGGCUUUCAUCUGUGAUCAAUGAAAUCAGAUUAAGGAAAACUACUAAAGAUGAACUAGAAGCAUUUUUAAGAGAAAAAUUUGAUGAAGCACUGGAAAAAAUUGAAAAGGCUAUAAUUGAUGGAAAAGAAGUCAAUCAAGAUGUUUUAAAAGCGCUUCGAGAUCUUAAAGAAAAGAUGAAGGAACUGAAUAUUGAAGAAGAUGAACUAGCGAAAGAAACUAUAGAGAUAAUAAAAGAGAGGGUGAAAGGGCAGCUCAAAGAAAUUUUGGAGAAAAUGGGAAUUUUUGAUUGAACGACGUUGAAAGAAGACAAGGUUCAGCCAUCGAUUCGUUCUAUGAGAACUGUAAUAUAGCGUUUUCUCAAGAAAUAAAAUAAUGUUGGAAAAUCCAAAUUAUUGUUUUAUUU
Molecule: messenger RNA, 580 nt
Organism: Uloborus diversus
Lineage: Eukaryota; Metazoa; Arthropoda; Arachnida; Araneae; Uloboridae
Exons: 5
Coding region: 45-467 (140 amino acids)
Source: RefSeq, a predicted model, not a curated record